UCUGAUUUGUUUAAUUUUGCGAGGAGCCAGAUCGAAGCCGGUGCUAAAAUGAGCGGGGAUCACCAUACAUAUAUUCGUGGAAUUGAUAAUAGGGGCCAAGCAAAAAUAAACAAUCGCCCAGAAGCAGCAGCACCACCAGUCGAAACCGGUCUCGAAUUGAGAUAGACACCCAGGCUGAGUCAGAGGCUUCAGAAUCGUGCAAAAAAAGAGACUAUUGAGGACUUAGAAUGCCAGGAUUGUGCAUUGGAAUUCUCCUUCUAAUCACUAUUGGUAAUAUUAAAGCAUAUAAGACGCCAACGCCCAAGGUGGAGCUACUGGAAAAUGGAUUUCGUAUCUCUAUACCAGAUGAGAAUGGGGUCAAACUGGUGGCUUUUAAUGCCAAUCGCAACAAAAACUUCACAUCCUUCAAUCAAGGACAGUACACUAUGAGGCUGACUGAGCCCCAGAAUGGAAGAUGGACAAGUGAGUUUAUCUCCGUGCCUUUAAGGGCUCACGAUGUCCUGUAUCUGUGGACGAGUGUUCAGCACGAAAAAGCCGUGUACCAGGACAUGGGUCAGCCCCUGCAGGUUUGCAAUCUCGAAGGAAACUUUCUCCCGAGAGGAUGUACCUCCCAAGAGGAUGACGAUCCAACAGAUGGUAAUCCAUCGAUCAACGGUGAGGGAUUUGUGGAGUCUACAUCACCUGCAUCUUGCCAGCCAUCUUCAACACGGGUCUCACCCGCUCCAAGUUCACCCAUCUGCAGAGGACAACUCAUUUUUCAGGAGAUUUUCGAUCAGCUUAACGAUUCUCUUUGGCUACAUGAAGUUCGCCUGCCGCUGGACACCAAAGAUGCUGAAUUUGUCUUGUACGAUGGAAGAGCCAGAGUGGAGGAGGGCAACCUGGUGAUUGAACCUAAGCUGUGGUCUAGCUAUCGCCCGGAUUUGUCCAUAGCCAAUGCCAGGCUGGAUCUCUCCGAGAGGUGCACUGGUACCCAUAACAGACGCCGAGAGUGUGUGCUGCAAACCACCGGAAGUGGUCCCAGUGGCAUAAUGCCGCCUAUAGUGGUACCUCGUAUUAACACCAAGGAAUCCUUCGCCUUCCAAUACGGACGCAUCGAAAUACGGGCAAAAUUUCCGAAAGGGGAUUGGGUCGUGCCUCUCCUGUUGCUGGAGCCUCUUACCGAAUGGUAUGGCCAAACGGGCUAUGAAUCCGGACAGCUCCGAGUGGCUUUUGCCAGGGGCAACACCAAGUUGAAGAUGCCGCGUGGAAAGCUCGUCGACGGUAGAACCCUGUACGGGGGACCCAUUCUCUCCACAGAUGCCCAGCUCAGGGAGGAUAACCUGGUCAGUCAGCGGAGGAGCUCUCACUUUGGCAACGACUUCCACACAUAUAGUAUGGACUGGAGCAGCUCUAGGCUGCAAUUUUCAGUUGAUGGCCAGAUCUACGGAGAGAUGCUGAACGGCUUUGCUGAACUGGAUCUAAAUCCCAGGUGGAAGCAGGGUGGUUCUAUGGCUCCAUUCGAUAAGAUGUUUUACAUCACUUUGGGUCUCUCUGUGGGUGGAUUCGGUGACUUUGUUGACAACCUGAAGACUUCGUCGUACGAGAAGCCUUGGAGAAACUAUGAUCCUCUUGCGAAGAUCGAGUUCCAUGGACACGAGAGCGAUUGGCUACCAUCCUGGGAGCAGCCCGCAAUGUUGAUUGAUUUCAUUCGUGUGUAUGCAAACUAGAUCAGCAUGGGUAAAUUUUAUUAUAAAUUCGAAUAAAAUAAAAUCGAAAUUAAGUGGAAAAGUCACGAACUGAUAACCUUAAAAUGUGUGUUUAAUAAAAGCCUAUUUAAUUACA
Messenger RNA from Drosophila ananassae, 1821 nucleotides. RefSeq names its product gram-negative bacteria-binding protein 1 (gene GNBP1). Gene Ontology annotation, molecular function: carbohydrate binding; hydrolase activity, hydrolyzing O-glycosyl compounds. Bases 228 to 1706 code for a protein of 492 amino acids. NCBI's taxonomy places the organism in Eukaryota, Metazoa, Arthropoda, Insecta, Diptera, Drosophilidae. Gene Ontology annotation, biological process: carbohydrate metabolic process. The transcript is spliced from 3 exons. The record is from RefSeq and is a predicted model, not a curated record.